AUGGCAAGCUUCAGAACAUUAUACCUUGUCCUUCUCUUCACGUCAAUUCUGAUCUCCCAUGAGGCUCGUUCUCUACCACCUUCCACGUUCUCAAGCACAAACCAGAGCCACAAUGCAUUUGCAGCAACCAAAACCAAAACACUGUUGAAGGAAAUUUUGCUAAGGAAGCAACUUGUAGCUGGUGCACAUUUUUAUGAGCCUGAUCGACUCAGUCCAGGUGGUCCAGAUCCUUCUCAUCACUAA
Molecule: messenger RNA, 243 nt
Organism: Sphenostylis stenocarpa
Lineage: Eukaryota; Viridiplantae; Streptophyta; Magnoliopsida; Fabales; Fabaceae
Source: the annotation of a GenBank genome assembly